AUGUCUGGUUGUUCGGCAGUUGGUUGUUCGAAUAGAGGCGACAGAGGUUUUUUCAUGAAAAGCUUUCCACGGAAUCCUGAGAGGAGAGCACUUUGGGCAUCGCAGAUGAACAGAGACAGGUGGCAGCCAACUGACAACAGUCGAUUAUGCGAGGUACACUUUGACCAGGAUCAAUGGGAAAAGACUAGGGAAGACGGUACUCGGAAACUGAAAUGUAACGCAGUGCCAACGAUAUUUGAAUCAUCAAAUCAUCCUCCUCUACCUAAAAGGCCUCCUGAAGAGCCAAAAUUCAUUGAUUCAGCAACACCGAAAGUGAACAGAUUACCUGCUGAUCAUUCAGAUACCUCCACUGCACUUAUUAGAAGUUUCAAGAACUCGAACCUCCACGAAAGUAAUGAAAAUUCCGAUAGGAAGACACUUGUGUGCUCGGCAGCCAAUUGUAGCAGCCAAUUCGAAGCGCAUUGGUUGAAAUCAUUCUUUUAUAAAUUUCCACUACACGACCCUGUUCUUUUAGAAAAAUGGCUAAGAGUGUGUAGAAAAGGCUGGAUGCCAACUGCCGAAAGUGUAAUUUGCAGAAAACAUUUUUCUAUGGAUUGCUUCGAUUCAAACAAUGGUUUGCUACUGAAAAAUAACGCAAUGCCAAAUAUUCACAUGAACAAUGAUUUUGAUCUUGAUCCGAUCUGGGAACCAUUUAACAACAAAUUGGAUAAGAUUGUUGAAAUUACCCACCCAGGAGGCAAUAUUUAUUGCCGAAUUUGUGCGAGCAACAAAAGUCAAAACUACUUUCCAAUAUUUGGGGAUUCUAACUUGGCUGAGAAAAUAAGUAGAUGUUUACCAGUAAUAGUUUUGCCCACUGACAAUCUGCCUCUAUACAUUUGCCAACAUUGUUUAUAUUAUUUAAACAUUAGUUAUAAAUUAAUAGUCGGUUCUCUAAGAGCUGAUAUGAUCCUUCGAUCAAAGUUCAACAAGUCAAAAACCCCCCAGGGUUACAAAAAGCCAACGAGAAAUGCAUCAAAAGUCUCUGAAUUUAAGUCCAUGGAGACAGAGGAGCCUGUAUUUCGGAUAGACGGUCCGAUAAAAUGUGACCUGUGCAACGAUUUUUUCGAAGAUAUGAAUAUGUUUGACAGGCACAUAGAAAAUUCUCAUCUUCUGAAAUGGCGUUGCAGUUUCUGUGAUCACAGCUUCGAAACAUCUCACGAACUGCUAGCCCACAAAACGUUAAAUCAUAGUGGUAAAAUUUUAGCAUGCGACAACUGCGUGAAGAUUGAAGAACUUUGGGACGACGCACCUGACACAAUCAAUUCAGAAUCUAAAAUACCACAAUUAACCAGCAAUUACCCUGAUAUUUCAUUGCCAUUAAAUCGGCUACUUGAAAAAUCUUCAAAAUCAAGCAACAAUCUAUCAAAGUUAAACUGCACGAAGUGUAAAAUAGUCUUUGUAGAUGAAAAGCAAUUUCGCACGCAUCACAUUACCCAUUUGCCUAGACGAGUCAAAUGUUCGCUGUGCCAAAAAUGGUGUCAGUCUGUAUUUGAGUAUCUUACGCACAAACGAGCAGCCCAUAACCAAUUGAAAAAGAAAAAUUCUAACUCAAGAAAUGUUGUACACGUUUGCAAGUAUUGCAAUAAAGUAUUUUUGAGGAAACAGAAGCUUAUGAUUCACAUGCGAGUACACAAACAGGUAAUGCUCAAAGACCCAUCAGUGACGGUCUACAAGUGUGUCACUUGUCCAAAAAUAUUUGUUGACAAGGUGCUAUAUCAAAAGCAUCGCAAUGUUCACGACCCUGCAUGCUGGGACAAGUUCAGAUGUGAAAUAUGCAGCCGGGCUUUCGGAGAUAGAUUUAAACUCAAAUUACACCAAACCAUUCAUAACGGAACCAAGCCUUACCAGUGUGACAUAUGCGGCCAUACAUUUAAUCGAAAUGCUAAUAUGAUCAGACAUCGCGCUAAACAUUCCGAACAUACUUGUCAUCUCUGUGAUAAUGUCUUUAAAAGUGUGCAAAUUCUAAGGAAGCAUUUGAGAGAUGUCCAUGGUAAAACUGUCAAGUUCGCAAAGAGCAAUUCGAAAGUUAAACAGGAUGGAAGUCAGAGCAAGAGCAGCCGCGAUGUGUUCAUUUGCCGAUACUGUGGUAAACAACUGACUUCUUACUAUUCAUUACUCGAUCACGAGCGAAUACACACUGGAGAUAAACCUUUUGUUUGUCAUCAUUGCGGAAAAUCUUUCAGAAGUAUUACUGCGAGAUGGGAUCAUAUGGUGAGGCAUGAAAAAGGAAAUUACAUUUGCGAACUGUGCGGAAAAGUUCUAAGCAACAAGCUGAAUCUAAAGAGUCAUCUCAGAAAACAUGCAGCGAUUGAGCAGAGGAGGUUCGAGUGCAAGGAGUGCGGCAAGCUGUUUUAUGUUAGAGGGAGACUCAACGCACACCUGGGGGCGAGUAAGGAGCGAGUAAGGUGGCGGAGGGGAGCGAACCGCGUCGCAGAAAGAGGAAGGGCGGGCGCCAUUGGCGGGCAUCGAAGGGGCAUCGACCGCCGCUUCGCCCCGGACUGGCAGUUCCCCUCACAGUCGCACCAAUACAGGCUACAGCCGGGCUCUAUAUCGCCGACCAUUGGUCCUCAAUUUGCCGACCAAUCAUUGGGAAAGUGCCGACGAAAAUAUCCAAUUGAAACGUCAUCAUGGAGCAACUUGGCGAAGGUCAGACCGUCAUGGUUGGCAGCGGAGGAGCCGUUCAGGUUGUUCAAAUGGGUCAGGGCGGCCAAGCAAUGAUGCUGCCGCAAACUAUCCAGGUUGCCGCACCUAAUGGACAGAUUCAAGUAGUACCCGUCUCCAGCUUAGCUGGGGCUGGGCAACAAAUAGUUAUCCAGCAACCACAGACUCCUCAAAUUAUUCAAACUCCUGAUGGACAAACC
This is a messenger RNA of Diprion similis, 2900 nucleotides long. RefSeq names its product zinc finger protein 62-like. Gene Ontology annotation, molecular function: DNA-binding transcription factor activity, RNA polymerase II-specific; RNA polymerase II transcription regulatory region sequence-specific DNA binding; zinc ion binding. Lineage: Eukaryota; Metazoa; Arthropoda; Insecta; Hymenoptera; Diprionidae. The coding region runs from base 1 to 2757 and encodes 918 amino acids. The transcript has 13 exons. Gene Ontology annotation, cellular component: nucleus. Gene Ontology annotation, biological process: regulation of transcription by RNA polymerase II. The record is from RefSeq and is a predicted model, not a curated record.